Messenger RNA from Microthlaspi erraticum, 735 nucleotides. Lineage: Eukaryota; Viridiplantae; Streptophyta; Magnoliopsida; Brassicales; Brassicaceae. The record is from the annotation of a GenBank genome assembly.
AUGUCGGGUUUUAAUUACAGCGACUCAACAGGCUCAGCUGAUUCCGUCAGUAACGGCGUUAACUCGCCGGUUUUUAACCGGAACCCGAGUUUCAGCCACGUCAUCUUAAACGAUAACUGGAGCGAUUUGCCUUUAAGCGUCGACGACUCGCAAGACAUGGCCAUUUACAAUACUCUCCGCGACGCCUUCAGCUCCGGCUGGACACCUACCGUUACAUCUCCGGCGACUCCUACGACGGCGGUGGAGGAAGUCGAGAAUUCGACGGUGACGGUUGUGGCGGAAGCGAGUGGAUCGCAGUCGCACGCGCCGAGGCAGAAAGGGAUGCAGUACAGGGGAGUGAGGAGGAGGCCGUGGGGGAAGUUCGCGGCGGAGAUAAGGGAUCCGAAGAAGAACGGAGCUAGGGUUUGGUUAGGGACUUACGAGUCGCCGGAGGAUGCGGCGGUGGCUUACGACCGAGCUGCGUUUCAGCUUAAAGGAUCGAAAGCUAAGCUCAACUUUCCACAUUUGAUUGGCUCUUGCGAGUAUGAGCCUGUUCGGAUUAGGCCUCGCCGUCGCUCACCGGAACCGUCUGUAUCCGUUUAUUCAUCGUCGGAACAGAAGAGCGUAGGACACGUGGACAACAGCGAGUGUCGGUUCGUUGUCCCGGAUAUGGAUUUUGCGGUGGACCAGUUUUACACCGAUAAUAGUUUAUUUAUGGAUCAAGCAUCAUUUUCAUAUUCUGAUAACCGGGAAUGA